AUGUGGGGGACCGGCCGCGUGCUUUCUCCCCAUUCCCGUGUUUCCCCCUUCCCCGUGUUUCCCACUUCCCCGUGUUUCCCCCUUCCCCGUGUUUCCCCCUUCCCUGUGAUUCCUCCUUCCCCGUGCUUUCUCUCCUUCCCCGUGCUUUCUCUCCUUCCCCGUGUUUCCCACUUCUCCGUGUUUCUUUUCCUUCCCCGCGUCUUCUUCCCUUCCCCGUGCUUCCCCCUUCCCCGUGCUUUCUCUCCCGUUCCCCGUGCUCCUGUUCCCCGUGGUUUCUUCCCAUCCCCGUGGUUCCCCCUUCCCCGUGUUUCCCCCUUCCCCGUGAUUCCCCCUUUUCCGUGCUUUCUCCCCUUCCCCGUGAUUCCCCCUUUUCCGUGCUUUCUCCCCUUCCCCGUGAUUCCCCCUUUCCCGUGCUUUCUCCCCUUCCCCAUGUUUCCCUCGUUCCUGUGCUUUCUCUCCCUCCCCGUCUUUCCCCCUUCCCCUCCCCGCGCCUUCCCCCCAUCCCUCCCCACGCUCCUUCCUCUUCUAGCUCGUCCCCCACUCCCCCGUUUUCUGCUCACCCCCUCCCCCCCCCCUCCUUCGUUCUCCUCUUAUCUCCCCGCUCUCCACUCAUCCCCCCCCUCUCCCCUCAUCUCCCCGCUCUCCCCCCAUUUUUCCCCUCUCCCCUCAUCUCACUGCGAUCCAUGCCUCCUCGCUCAUUCGCCCUUCAUCCCCCCUCCAUCCACCUUGCGUUUUCCCCCGCCAUCCUCCCCUCGAUUCCUCCCAUCCAUUCACCCCUCAUUCCCCAUCCAUGCCCCUCUCCUCCUCCCAACCCCCAUCAGCUCACCCCCCAUCUCCCCACAUGCCCCUCCUUCGUUCAGCCCUCGUUUCCCCGUUUUCCCCCGCAAGUCCCCCCCCCUCCCUCCUUCUCCCUCGCUGCUCUGCUCUGCUCCCCGUCCACAGAAUCAUCCAAUCAUGCGUGCGUUCUGGGCAGACGAGUGGAAGAUGGUGAAGAAGGUGCUCCAGCUGCACAAGGCCAAGGAGAAGAUCCCCUCCAAGGUCCCCGCUUAA
This is a messenger RNA of Closterium sp. NIES-65, 1050 nucleotides long. The record is from the annotation of a GenBank genome assembly. Lineage: Eukaryota; Viridiplantae; Streptophyta; Zygnematophyceae; Desmidiales; Closteriaceae.